AUGGCCACAAGGGUCUCACGUCUGCGCUGGACUGUACCACCUGCGGCCUUGGCUGCCUAUGGAACGGGGACCCACUUCACCAAUGCCUCGGUCCACCAGGAUUCCAAUUCUGACCCACGAAGCCCCUCUUCGACCCUGACUGGUCAAAAUGACGAGCAACACGGCGACCAGGCCUCAAUUUGGCUGAAUAUUGUUCACAAGUUCGAAAAUAUCAAAGACAAUGUUGUUCCGGGAGAGUGGCGGGAUCUCCGCGGCAACAUUACGAAUCUGAUCGUCCCCGACUGGGCGCGAUUGCUACCUGCUACGGCCCAAAAGCUGCAGCGCGAGCUCUCUUUAGCCCCUGGCUCGCUAGCUGACGACAUAUGGAAGGAGUCUCAAGACCCCGACAUCAACCCGGAAAUUUUGCAGGAUGCCAAGGUGCGGGUUAGCGAUAAGCUCUGCGCAGAGGAGAUUGAGUUCAGGAAGCAGCGACAAAAGCAUGCGGUGAAAGCACUGGCUUCUUAUCUGGGCAUUGCGGUAGAGGACAUUCACCCCGAUGAUGUGCCGGUUAUUGCCAUGUGUGGCUCGGGAGGUGGACUGCGUGCCCUGGUCGCGGGCACAGGUUCAUACCUAGCUGCGCAGGAGGAAGGCCUAUGGGAUUGCGUGACCUACACAGCUGGAGUCAGUGGGAGCUGUUGGCUUCAGACUCUUUAUCAUUCGUCAAUUACGGGCCGCAACUUCAAUAAGCUCGUUGACCACCUGAAAUCCCGUCUCGGCGUUCACAUUGCUUUCCCACCCACGGCACUGGAUCUCCUUACUACCGCGCCGACCAACAAAUUCCUUCUCAGUGGCAUAGUAGAGAAGUUGAAGGGAGACCCUGCUGCGGAAUUUGGACUGGUGGACAUCUACGGGCUUCUACUUGCCUCCAGACUUCUAGUUCCACGUGGCGAGCUUGGAGUCUCGGAUCGAGAUUUCAAAAUCUCCAACCAGAGGGAGAAUCUACUCAAUGGAGCACACCCUCUUCCCAUUUAUACGGCAGUUCGACACGAAAUUCCAGGAACUGUGGAGAGUCCCGAUGACCCUAAGUCUAUACCCGAGGACCUCAUACGGGAAGCCGAAAAGGAGUCUUGGUUCCAGUGGUUUGAAUUCACUCCGUAUGAAUUCUUCUGCGAGGAGCUCAAUGCCGGAAUUCCUACCUGGGCCCUAGGGAGACAUUUUAACGGCGGUACCAAUGAGCUUCCCGAGAGAAACUACCCUCUCCCGGAGCUCAGAGUUCCCGAAUUGAUGGGUAUCUGGGGCAGCGCCUUCUGUGCGACGCUGUCGCACUACUACAAAGAGGUCCGGCCCCUAGUCAAGAGUCUCGCCGGAUUCGGUGGUAUCGAUUCUCUGAUCCAGGGCAAGAACCAAGACCUUAUCCGAGUGCACCCUAUCGACCCUGCUGCUAUUCCCAACUACGUGAUGGGCAUGAAAGGUCAACUUCCGGCCUCUUGCCCUGAAUCUAUCUUUCGCAGCAGUCAUUUGCGUCUGAUGGAUGCGGGCAUGAGCAAUAAUCUGCCCAUCUAUCCACUUAUUCGCCCUGGUAGAGACGUCGAUGUGAUAGUUGCCUUCGACGCUUCCGCGGACAUUAAACAAGAAAACUGGCUUUCUGUUGUCGACGGAUACGCCCGACAGCGUGGCGUCAAAGGUUGGCCCAUCGGUGCUGGAUGGCCCAAACAGGGUUCGAGCCUAGAAGAGACCAAGCAAGCUCUUCAAGAAUCGCAGCACGCGACGGAACAAAAAGCGAAUGAGAAAAUGGCAGAUGCCCAGAGUCACAGCCCCUCUCAUCCAGAUGACUCCACCAAGGCGGCAGACUCAGAUUUGAGCUACUGUAAUGUCUGGGUCGGAACUAAGGAAGAGCGGAUCAGCGAGAAGGAACCUCCCCCAUCGAAGCGCCUCUUCCACCCUGAACAAACAGGAGACCACGCCGAUUCUGAAUUUCAUCUCAUGCAGCCGGAAGCCGGUAUCGCUGUCAUUUAUUUCCCUCUGAUUCCGAACCCCGACGCGCCGGAUCUCCCACCUGUCCAAAAAACACGCCCCUUAUCCGCCGUGGAAUCCAUCAAGCAGAAGCAGAACGAACCUAAUGCGAAGGACCCUGAACCACCUCUGGCCCCUCACCCGAACUCAAUCGACCCUGAGGUUGAUGAUUUCUUGUCUACAUGGAACUUUAUCUACACGCCUGAGCAAAUUGACUCUGUGGUUGGAUUGGCCAGGGCUAAUUUCAACCAGGGCAAAGAGCAGGUUCGUCGGGUUGUUCGGGCGGUUUAUGAGCGGAAGAAGAGUGAUCGACUACGAAAGGAGCAAGAGGAUGCGCGGAAGCAGCUGGAAGGAUUUGUGCCUCUCUAA
Molecule: messenger RNA, 2361 nt
Organism: Penicillium manginii
Lineage: Eukaryota; Fungi; Ascomycota; Eurotiomycetes; Eurotiales; Aspergillaceae
Product: putative phospholipase A2 (PlaA)
Exons: 2
Coding region: 1-2361 (786 amino acids)
Biological process (GO): glycerophospholipid catabolic process
Cellular component (GO): cytosol
Molecular function (GO): A2-type glycerophospholipase activity
Source: RefSeq, a predicted model, not a curated record